Molecule: messenger RNA, 1107 nt
Organism: Populus nigra (black poplar)
Lineage: Eukaryota; Viridiplantae; Streptophyta; Magnoliopsida; Malpighiales; Salicaceae
Product: heavy metal-associated isoprenylated plant protein 6-like
Exons: 3
Coding region: 185-787 (200 amino acids)
Molecular function (GO): metal ion binding
Source: RefSeq, a predicted model, not a curated record
UAGAUGCCCGAUAUUUAAAACAUGGUCUUACACUUCUACUACUUAAGUUGUGAUCAAUCUUAAUUUUUAAAAGCCUCUUUUUGGUAUCUCAAUCUCAAUCUCCCUCUCACCCUCUGGUCCGUUCCUUCACUCUGCUCUCAAUUCUAUCAUCUCAUCAGGUUCAGAUCAAAGCUUAGACAAAACCAUGGCUGAAAAGACAAUCACAACAAUGGUGAUCAAGGUUGACCUUGAAUGUGAGAAAUGCCACAAGAAAAUCAAGAAAGUACUGUGUAGAAUCCCUCAAAUUCAGAACCAGAUAUAUGACAAGAAGGCAGGCACAGUGACCAUCACUGUGGUAUGUUGCAGUCCUGAAAAGAUCAAGGAAAAGAUAAUCUAUAACGGAAGUAGAGCUGUCAAGAGCAUUGAGAUCAAGGCUCCAGAGAAACGCAAAGAACCGGACAAGACAAAAGGAGCAGAUGAUGGCAAUGACAAGCCCAAAGGACCAGACAAGCCGAAAAAACUUAUUGUUGAACCAUCAAAACCAAACGAACCAGAGAAGCUGAAAGUGGUUAAUGUUGAACCAGUCCACCCAGGGACAUGUUGUGCUGAAUGCUACCGAGGGAUUAGUGGAGGCCCAUGUUAUCAUGACUAUGGUAGGCCGGCACCCCCAAGUUAUGAAAUUUAUGGAAGGCCAGUGCAUGAUAGUUGGGGUGGCAGCGGCGGCUGUGGUUGCCGAAGAAGCGGUUACUAUGCGUGCAGAUGUGAAUAUGAUUGUGAAGAUAAUCCCUCGUCAUGCACAAUCAUGUGAAAGCAUCAAGAAUGUCGAUGCUUUAAGCCGAUCUCCACCAAAAAUCACUGGAUUUGGACAUUAGUAUGGUGUCGAUACGAUCAAAUUAAACAAUAGCAUUACUCAUGCUCAUGUCAUAACCUAGUAUAGCUAGCUCUAGUUGUCUAUAUAUGUUGAAAUGUUGGGGUCAGUUUUGGCUGCAUAUUGGGUCUUCUUUCUUCGUUAUAAAGGUUUUAUGUGAUACAGUAAGGUUGGUGAUGUGGGAACAAUAAUCUUUUAUUACAAGAGUUGUUAAGAUUUUUAAUGAAUUAAUAUAAGGGAUUUUAAAAGCUCCAUAAUCA